CGUCAUUGCCGUGAUCCAGAUUACAAGUACCCAGCUCCCAUCCUUGACACUUUCCAGGUUUCGAGCGACUCCUCGUUGAAAACGAUCACCCUCCCCAAAAUGCACGUCCCUACAAUCCUGGCAACCUUCUUGGUCCUCGCCGGAAGCCACGUAGCCGCAUACAAUGACAACUGCAAUGGUUCCGGUGCAGCAUUUGCCUUGAUUCCUGGUGACUGCGAUAAAGCAAGAGACAGCAUCGAUGCCACUGCCACUUACAAAGACGGCAAGGAAUUCAGCAAGGGAACUUGUUAUGUGAAGUACGCUACCAAUGGCAGUGGCGACCAGCCGAUUAAGGGGCAGGAUAUUAUCAACACCAUGAAUAAUAUUCAGCAAAACUGCAACUCGAACGUUGGCAGCUACGGCACGGGCAAUUGUGAGAAGUGUCAUGUUACUAUCAAUUACCGGGUUCCCUAAUUCGGGAGUCGAGAUCUUACGGAGGGGGAGGAUCAUUUGGUGCAAUUACUGUAAAAUGACAUGGAAUUAUCAC
Aspergillus ruber CBS 135680 is the source of this 526-nucleotide messenger RNA. RefSeq lists its product as uncharacterized. The record is from RefSeq and is a predicted model, not a curated record. Lineage: Eukaryota; Fungi; Ascomycota; Eurotiomycetes; Eurotiales; Aspergillaceae. The transcript is spliced from 2 exons. The coding region runs from base 100 to 453 and encodes 117 amino acids.